Messenger RNA from Mesocricetus auratus (golden hamster), 3112 nucleotides. It is a transcript of the gene Dmgdh, whose product is annotated as dimethylglycine dehydrogenase. NCBI's taxonomy places the organism in Eukaryota, Metazoa, Chordata, Mammalia, Rodentia, Cricetidae. The coding region runs from base 23 to 2620 and encodes 865 amino acids. Gene Ontology annotation, molecular function: protein binding; oxidoreductase activity. The transcript has 16 exons. The record is from RefSeq and is a predicted model, not a curated record. Gene Ontology annotation, cellular component: mitochondrion.
GGUGCUCGGCCUCCCCUCCACCAUGCUCCGCCUGGGCGCGCUGCCGCUGCGGGGUCUCGUGCUCCGGGGCUCCCCUGGGCGUCCAAGCUCCACCGGCCGCCGGGAAGGACAGGAAAGCCCACCCUCACAUCCAGAAUGGAAGGACAAAGCAGAGACCGUGAUCAUUGGAGGUGGCUGUGUGGGCGUGAGUCUGGCUUAUCAUCUGGCCAAGGCUGGAAUGAAAGAUGUGGUCCUGCUGGAGAAGUCCGAGCUCACGGCUGGCUCUACCUGGCACGCAGCAGGUUUAACAACUUACUUUCACCCUGGGAUAAACUUGAAGAAAAUACACUAUGACAGCAUCAAACUUUACGAGAAGCUGGAAGAAGAAACUGGACAGGUGGUGGGAUUCCAUCAACCAGGUAGUAUCAGACUUGCUACCACUCCUGAAAGGGUAGAUGAAUUUAAAUAUCAAAUGACACGGACCAACUGGCAUGCAACGGAACAGUAUAUUAUUGAGCCUGAAAAAAUCCAAGAGAUGUUCCCCUUACUCAACAUGAACAAGAUUUUAGCUGGACUGUAUAAUCCAGGAGAUGGUCACAUUGAUCCCUAUUCUCUGACAAUGGCCCUGGCUGCUGGGGCUAGGAAAUAUGGGGCCCUUCUAAAGUUUCCUGCACCAGUGACAUCCCUGAAGCUCAGGCCAGAUGGAACAUGGGAUGUGGGCACUCAACAAGGAUCUGUGAGAGCAAACAGAGUUGUGAAUGCUGCCGGAUUUUGGGCUCGUGAAGUAGGUAAAAUGAUUGGCCUAGAACACCCUCUCAUCCCUGUACAACACCAAUAUGUCGUCACGUCAACAAUACCAGAAGUGAAAGCUUUGAAACGAGAGCUCCCAGUGCUCCGUGACCUGGAAGGAUCCUACUACCUCCGACAGGAACGGGAUGGGCUUCUGUUUGGCCCAUAUGAAAGUCAGGAGAAGAUGAAACUUCAGGCCUCCUGGGUCACUCAUGGAGUCCCUCCAGGCUUUGGAAAGGAACUCUUCGAGUCUGAUCUGGACCGGAUUAUGGACCACCUGGAAGUUGCCAUGGAAAUGAUUCCUGUUUUGAAAAAGGCAGACAUCAUCAAUAUCGUCAAUGGUCCCAUCACCUACUCUCCUGACAUUCUGCCUAUGGUGGGGCCCCAUCAGGGGGUCAGAAACUACUGGGUGGCCAUAGGCUUUGGCUAUGGCAUAAUUCAUGCUGGAGGGGUAGGCAAGUACCUCAGUGACUGGAUCCUGCAUGGAGAGCCACCUUUUGACCUAAUAGAACUGGAUCCCAAUCGCUAUGGCAAGUGGACGACAGCGCAGUACACCGAGGCCAAAGCCAGAGAAUCCUACGGGUUCAACAACAUCGUUGGUUAUCCUAAAGAAGAGCGGUUUGCGGGGAGGCCAACCCAGAGGGUCAGUGGGCUCUACAAGACCCUGGAGUCCAAGUGUUCCAUGGGCUUCCAUGCGGGCUGGGAACAGCCACACUGGUUCUACAAACCCGGCCAGGACACUCAGUAUCGGCCAAGUUUCCGCCGCACAAACUGGUUUGAGCCAGUGGGUUCUGAGUACAAACAGGUUAUGCAAAGAGUUGGUGUAAUUGACCUGUCUCCAUUUGGCAAGUUCAACAUCAAAGGCCAAGAUUCUUCCCGACUUCUGGACCAUCUCUUGGCAAAUGUCAUUCCUAAGGUGGGUUUUACAAACAUAAGUCACAUGUUGACACCCAAAGGUCGAGUGUAUGCUGAGCUGACCGUCUCUCAUCAGUCUCCGGGGGAGUUCCUGUUAAUUACUGGCUCUGGAUCAGAACUUCACGAUCUUAGAUGGAUUGAAGAAGCAGCAGUCAGAGGCGGCUAUAAUGUAGAAAUUCAAAACAUAACUGAUGAGCUUGGUGUCCUGGGAGUGGCGGGGCCAUAUGCAAGACGAGUCCUCCAGAAACUGACCUCAGAAGAUCUCAGCGAUGAUGUUUUCAAGUUUCUCCAAACCAAGUCUUUAAAGGUGGCUGACAUACCUGUCACUGCCAUCAGGAUCUCUUAUACUGGUGAGCUGGGAUGGGAGCUGUACCACAGACGAGAAGAUUCCACAGCGCUGUAUGAACGUAUCAUGAACGCAGGCCAGGAGGAAGGAAUCGACAAUUUUGGAACAUAUGCCCUGAAUGCCUUAAGACUGGAGAAAGCUUUCCGAGCAUGGGGCUCAGAGAUGAACUGUGAUACGAACCCCUUGGAAGCGGGGCUGGAAUAUUUUGUCAAGCUGAAUAAGCCAGCCAACUUCAUAGGAAAGCAAGCGCUGAAGCAGAUUAAAGCCGAGGGCCUGAAACGGAGACUUGUCUGCCUCACCUUGGCAACAGAGGACGUGGAUCCGGAGGGAAAUGAAAGCAUUUGGUACAAGGGCAAGGUGGUUGGCAACACAACAUCUGGAAGCUAUAGUUACAGCAUCCAGAAGAGCCUGGCUUUUGCUUAUGUCCCUGUGGAGCUCAGUGAAGUGGGACAGCAAGUGGAGGUUGAACUGCUGGGUAAAAAUUACCCAGCAACCAUCAUUCAAGAACCCCUGGUACUCACAGAACCUGCCAGAACCAGGCUGCAGAAGGAUGGUAGGAAGAUGAAGGAGCCGUUCCCAGCUGGGCAGUAGCUGACAGGACUGCUCAGGAGUCCUGCUCCAACGAGGAUAAAGGUUGUGAAGGCUUCAUUUCAAAAUCUAGAUCAAUAUCUUAGUAAAAACUCUUUCUGAAUUGUUUUCUAAAUGCAGUGGCUUGAGGAAUUGGUGAUUCGUGUUGUUCAUUCAAAUGAGGAAUUUAAGAUGAACAUUUUUUAUUACCCUAAACUGAUGUAAAUGAAACCUGAUCAGAGAAAGAUUAGGUGUUUGCUGAUAUGAAAUUGCAAUUGUAAUGGAAUUAAAGGACAUUGUGAUUUUAGAAACACGGUAUGUGGCUAAUAGCUGAAAACAAGUGGAUAAAUUAUCUUUUACAUAUACAGAUGCAAGGACCUGGAUGGGUUUUCUUGUUUGAGAAUUUUUUCCUUGGGUGGGUAAGUGGUAGUUUUAAAUUUUCAUAAUGUGUCUAUGGUGGAAAUAGCUGUAUUUAUUAUCAGUUUGUCACAUACAUUCUUAUACAGCUCUCUCAAA